Molecule: messenger RNA, 2733 nt
Organism: Apis cerana (Asiatic honeybee)
Lineage: Eukaryota; Metazoa; Arthropoda; Insecta; Hymenoptera; Apidae
Product: ionotropic receptor 75a-like
Source: RefSeq, a predicted model, not a curated record
AAAACAAUUUAAAAAAAUAGAGAUAAAACAUUUAAUAUGAUAUACAAAUGAAAUUUGUAAAUUUUAAUUACAAAUACUACAAUACUUAUAAUUAUUUUACACACUAUUCAUAUUUUACAUGCACAAAUGUAAUUUAAAAAUAAUAAUUUAUGAAUAAUGAAAUUUAGUUAUCAUUUAGAAAAUAUGACAGCAUCUUAAAUUAAAUUAAUUAUCUACAUUGAUUUAGUGAGCAAUAAUUAUCAGCCUGUUUAUCUUCAAUUGUAUAAUUCAUUUUUAAAUUCUUAGAUUCUUAUUCCUUUAACUUACAUUAAUUCAUUUUUAAACAGCAUUCGAAUCGAAAUUAAUAAAACAUCACAAUGAUGAAUAAUAAUAAUGUAAGUAUAUUAUAUGAUCGAUAUCUGAGAAGUUUGAUCGAUCAUAAGACGUUAGUUUAUUUGAUAUUGAAACUGUCGUGCUGGAAACAAGACGCUUGAAUGAAUAAUCGAUUAAUCAUGUUCUGCAAAUACUUUUCGUGACACGAAUAAUUUGACAAAUUGCUCUAAAUAAUUUAACUUGUCUUUCAUAUCAGAAUUCAAAAUGAUACGUCAUGCAUUCGAUGCAUAAAACGUAAUAAAAUAAUAUAACAGAAAGAUACAUGGUAUUUAACGAUAUUCAAUUUGAUGAGUAUUUGAUUAGUAUUAGGGAACAAGUUUUAAGUUUAAAAAGGGAAUAGUACAAUGCAUCCUAUUUUUUUUAUUUUAUUGCAAUUUCUUUCAAUUUCUAAUGCACAGGAUCAUAUAUUCAUUCGUGAUUAUUUUUUAUAUAAAAAAGUGCGAAAUGUUGUGGGAUUUUCUUGUGGUGAUACAAUAAGUGAUUUUAAUCUUCUGAAAACGCUAAGCACCAUGGGUAUAUUUACGAUAAUAAGGGAAUCUAGUGUGAAGAUUGACUUCCAAAAAUUUAUGAGAAGUGAAACUUGGACAGUAGGUGUUGUAAUCGAUUUGCGAUGCCAUAAUAAAACUGCUGUACGAAUUUUCACAGAAAGUUCAAAAUAUCGAAUGUAUGAUUAUUCAUACAAUUGGCUAAUAUUGGAUUCGAAUUAUAAUCACAGUAUUUCACUUUUGAAUGAUACUGCUUAUAAUAUAAUAACAGAUGUUGCUCUUGCUAUAUCGAACAAAAAUGGCUUCGAUUUGUAUGAUGUCUUUAAUCAUUGCAAAUAUCGUGGUGGUAUAUUAAAUGUUACUGAACUUGGUACUUGGCAUCUUGAUUCUGGAUUGAAGAUAUUUUUGACGCAACCAUUAAUUAACAGAAGGGCUAACAUGCAUGGAAUGAGAUUAAAAAUAUCUGGAGUGAUUCAAUAUAGACCAAAAGACAUGCGACUCGAGAAUUACAUGCAGGAUAUAAAUACAAGAUCUUUAGAUAGUAUGCAUAAGUUUGUGCAUGCCAUGAUUUUACAUAUAGGAGAGCUUUUUAAUUUUAGUGUUCACGCUUCAGAAAUAAUUUACUGGGAUCGACACAGCGUACACGGUUUGAUUUUUGAAUUUUUACGAUCGAAUUAUAUCGAUUUUGCCAGUAAUCCGAGAAUAAUGGUAUCUGAACGAUUAGAUUAUGCUAGUCUCAUUGGUGCAGCAUGGCCAAUUAAGCCUUGUUUCAUGUUAUUAUCGACUUCAACCAAUAAAAUUAAAUUAGAAAUUUUUUUAAAACCCUUUACACGUCAAACAUGGUACGUAUUUGCUGUUUUUGGAAUAUUUUUCAUAUUCAUUAUGAAAAUAAUAAUGAAUCGUGAAAAUGUCGGCAAAAGAAAAAAAUAUUCCGAUGCAAUUAUAUUAUCAGUGGGAAUUCUGUCUCAACAAGGUGCAAAUUUUUUACCAAAACGAUUACCAAGCCGUAUAGCUCUAUUUCAAAUAACUAUACACAGUUGGAUAAUGUACAAUUAUUAUUCUGCUAGUAUUGUAUCGGCUCGAUUAAGUGAGCCUCUCGACAUGAUGGAAGAUUCUGUAACUGUUCUUGCUGAUAGUAAUCUAAAAAUCGCGGCGGAAGCUGUACCAUAUUUAAACUAUUUCUUAUAUAAUUUGAACUGGGAAUCAGAUUACUUUCGCAAAAAACGCUGGGACCCUUUGCCAGAAUCGAAAAGAUAUUUACCAAUAGAGGAAGGUAUUAAACAAGUGGGUCAAGGUAUUUUAGCAUAUCACACGGAUCCAAAUACAGCGUAUCCUUACGUUGAAAGAAUGUUUGACUCUAAUAAAAUCUGUGAAUUGACGGAAAUUCAUUUGUUUAAACAAUCGGUAAUGGGAAUGUAUGCUAGUCAUAAUGGUCAAUUCAUUGAAAUAGCAAAAAUAGGAUUGACAAAGAUGUUUAAUACCGGUCUUCGCAAUCGACAAAUCAAAUAUUGGUCGUCGAGGAAACCGGAAUGUCAACUUGAUACUUUAUCCACAAGAAGCAUCACUAUCUACGAAAUUGCUCCAGCAUUAAUUUUAUUAGCAUUUGGAAUCAUCGUAGCUAGUAUCAUUUGCAUUGUGGAAAAUAUUAUUUACAAUCGUUCCAUGAAGGAAAUAAAUCCAUCAAACCAAAGAAGAAAGAGUGAAACAAAGAAAAAUUUUAACAGUGAUAAUAAUAAAAAUAACUUAUUAGAUAUUAUUCCAUAAAUUAAUCUAAUCUAAUCUAAUCUUCAUAAAUUAAUUUAAUAAUUAAUUAAUUAAUUAUUAGAUAAUUAAUAGAUAAUUUCAUUUAACUGUUAAAUUGAAUGUAACAUAUUUC